Molecule: messenger RNA, 3561 nt
Organism: Sinocyclocheilus rhinocerous
Lineage: Eukaryota; Metazoa; Chordata; Actinopteri; Cypriniformes; Cyprinidae
Product: mucin-2-like
Exons: 18
Molecular function (GO): protein binding
Source: RefSeq, a predicted model, not a curated record
AUAAGACCAACAACAGAAUACACAACGAAGCCAACAACUGAGAAGACAAAAGAAUCUACAACUACAAUUAAAGACACAACUACAACACAGCUAACAACAGCUGUGAGCACAACAGAAUACAAAACCACAACACAACCACCAACCUCACAGAGCACAAAGGAAUACACAACACAACUAUCAACUACAGAGAGAACAACAGAAUAUACAACCACAACACGUCCACCAACAACUGAAAGUACAAGAGAAACAUAUACAACUCCAAUGGAAGAAACAACCACAACACAUCCACCUCCAACCGAGAGGACAACAGAACACAGAACCACAACACAUCCAUCAACAACUGAAAGUACAACAGAAUCAUAUACAACUCCAGUGGAAGAAACUACCACAACACAACCACCACCAAACGAGAGCACAACAGAACACAGAAUCACAACAUAUCCACCAACAACUGAAAGUACAACAGAUUCAUAUACAACUCCAGUGGAAGAAACAACCACAACACAACCACCACCAACCGAGAGCACAACAGAACACAGAAUCACAACACAUCCACCAACAACUGAAAGUACAACAGAUUCAUAUACAACUCCAGUGGAAGAAACAACCACAACACAACCACCACCAACCGAGAGCACAACAGAACACAGAACCACAACACGUCCAUCAACAACUGAAAGUACAACAGAAUCAUAUAAAACUCCCGUGGAAGAAACAACAACACAGCCACCAAUUUUACAGAGCACAACAGAAUACACAACCCAACAAUCAACAACAAAGAGGACAACAGAAUCAGAUACAACUCCAUUGGAAGAAACAACCAAAACACAAUCACCAACUUCAGAAAGUACAACAGAAUACACAACACAAGUACCAACAACUGAGAGCACAACAGAAUAUAAAACCACAGCACAACCACCAACAAGUGAGAGCACAACUCAACCAACAAUAUCGACGAAACAAUACACAACCACAACUCAGGCAACUACUGAAACUACAACCUCAGUAAAAUAUAGCACUUCAGUGUCAACAGUGUCCACAACAGAAUUAAUAAUAGUCACUGGCCCUGUUACCACCAAUCUAACUCCAAGGUCACCUCAAAAACUGUAUACGACUAUUAAUCCUACAAUUACGACCCCUUCUCUGACAUCUGUACUCAGUACUACAAUACCUACCACUGAACACACAACUCCAGUGUGUGAGUGUAAAGAUGUGAUGAGAAAUCAAAGCUGGUCGUGUGGAGAAACUUGGAGAGAGAAUUGUGCUGAUAAAGUCUGUAAGGCUGGAGUGAUUGAGGUCAAAUCUAUUACUUGUCCAACACCCACAAUCAGGACUUAUUGCCCAGGAAACAAGAUGUCUUUGGUCAAAGAUAAAGAGACUUGCUGCGAGAGCUGGGAGUGUGAUUGCCAGUGUCAGGUUUAUGGAGACCCACACUACAUCUCCUUCCAGGGGAUCGCAUUUGACUUCAUGGACAACUGCACAUACACUCUAGUGGAGGAGCAAGUACUGCAGCACCGAUUAAGCAUUACUGUAGACAACUACUACUGUGUGCCGGAAAUUGAUAAUUCCUGUUCUAGGGGAAUCACAUUAAAGUACUGGAAUGACAUUGCCACACUUAUGGUAACAGAGGAGUUCACGGUAGAGUCUACUUUGAACCAGGAGAUUAUAAGACCACCAUACGAAGAUCAGGUCUUCAAGUUUGAAAGCAGUGGUAGCCAGGUCUACAUGUAUAUCAAGCCUAUCCGCUCCUAUGUUUCUCUCACACCUUUCAACAAUCUGUUAAUCAACCUGGCAAUGGAGCACUUCCAAAACAACACCCAAGGACAGUGUGGUGUUUGUGGUGGGCAGUCGUGCAUACGAAGAAAUGGUGUAGUUGAAGAUGACAACUGCUGUGAUAAGACUGCAUAUGAUUGGGUUGUAGAAGACCCUCUGAAACCCUACUGCAAAUCUGCACUCACCAGUGUUCCUUGUGUCCCUACCUCGGCACCUCCACCUCCACCUUCCUGCAUCACCAGUGUUCCUUGUGUCCCUACCUCGGCACCUCCACCUCCACCUUCCUGCAAUCCUACAAUAUGCGACCUCCUUCACCAUGAAGUGUUUCUGAAGUGUGGUGAAACGAUCAAUAUUAUGGCUGUGGAGAAGAAUUGCCGGUUUGACUACUGUUCAUACAAUAGUCGUGUUGGUGCCUGUUCCUCUCUGGAGUAUGCAGCAUCAGAGUGCAAAAGGAUUGGUAUUUGUGUGGACUGGAGAUACCUUACCAAUGGCUCCUGUGAGAUCACAUGUCCUGAAGGAAUGAUGUACAACGAGUGUCAAGAGUCUCCAAAUGAUGUCUGUCAAGGCGGUGUUCGCGUGCCUGCAACCUCUGUGGUUGGUCUGAGAUCAGGUUGCUUUUGUCCAGAUGACCAGAUGCUUGCAGAAGAACACAAGAAAAUAUGUGUGUCUGAAUGCACAACAUGUAAAGGGCCAUUGGGUGAGCCCAUGCCGGUGGGGGCAGUAUGGGAAUCAAACUGUCAUAUAUGCACAUGUAAUAACCAGACUAGAACUGAAGAGUGCAUACCCAAACCUCGAGAUCCCACUCCAGUCUGCAGUGUCUACUCCAGUCUGGUCUCUGAUUGCUGUGACAACCAGAUCUGCACUGAGAAGAUUUGCGAGUACAAUGGAAUAACUUACAAGGUGGGUGAUCAGUGGACAGACCCUUCACGUCCUUGUGAGUCUUUCAGCUGUAGUCAGACAGGAACUGAGGUUGAGAAAACCGUGUGUCCGGUGCAAACCUGUGCUGAGGUGAGAAUGACCAAGCUUACCCCUGACAGGUUAAUGCCACAAAUGCCUCUCCGGGACUGCAAGAGAGUGGCCGAUGACAAGAGCCGCUUGCUUGGACGCACAGAGGGCAAGAUCGGAAAAGCAGCGGAGCUCCUCGAAUUCAGCAGGAGCCACGCCCCCCUGCUGCAUCAGCAUCCUUUAGCAGGUCCGCCUGUUAUGCCUGCAAUAUCGAAAUGGUAUGCAGGAAACCAGAGACCCGGCUUCCAGAUUCGGUUCGAGAGCAACAGAACUGGCGACCGAGGAUCUGGCUCGUCAGCCAGAUCCAACCGCAAGCCCCACGAUUGCAGACAGAGCUCUGCCUCGGCAGCAGAACCGGGGGGUGCAGACGCUUGGCUUCCGUCCUCCGCAAAGAGAGGCAAGCGGAAGCGCAGCAGCUUUAUCGUGAAAGAAUCACGAGAAUCUCGAGAGCUGACCAUGCAUGCUGCGCUCCCAGACACAUCACACAUAGCUCAUGGGGAUGGUGUGAUGGGUAAUAUUACAUGCACUGCCAGACUGAUAAGGAUGAACCUCACAAUUGCUGACUGCACACAGGAAGUCGAGCUGCCCAUUUGUGAGGGCCAGUGUGAGACACACAACAGGUGGGUUCAUACUAAUGACACACUUCAGCUUGAACAGAGUCACCAGUGCUGUAAGGAGAGAAGUUAUGAGAUGAGAGAAAUCACUCUGACUUGCAGUAAAAACUCCCCAACCCACUUCACAUAUAGACAUGUCACAGGCUGCGAAUGCAAGGUUGAAGGUUAA